Messenger RNA from Oryzias latipes (Japanese medaka), 3009 nucleotides. The record is from RefSeq and is a predicted model, not a curated record. NCBI's taxonomy places the organism in Eukaryota, Metazoa, Chordata, Actinopteri, Beloniformes, Adrianichthyidae.
GACAAGUUCGUGACGUACAAUUUCUGCGCCGGGACGUAAACACGUGUUUUAGUUUUUUACCUGUUCGUGGAUUCUUGCUGGGGAAGAAAACAAUCCCGCGAUAAAUAUGGGGAAGAAACUAAAAGUUGGAAAAACUAGAAAAGAUAAAUUUUACCAUUUGGCAAAGGAAACAGGUUAUCGCUCUCGUUCAUCCUUUAAACUCAUUCAGCUCAAUCGUAAGUUCCAGUUUUUGCAGAAAGCAAGAGCUUUGGUCGACCUGUGCGCUGCUCCAGGUGGAUGGUUACAGGUUGCAUCCAAGUUUAUGCCUGUUUCAAGUCUCAUCAUUGGUGUGGACCUGGUUCCUAUUAGACCCAUUCCCAGUGUAGUGACACUGCAGGAGGACAUCACCACUGAGAAGUGCAAACAGGCUCUACGAAAGGAGCUUCAAACGUGGAAAGUGGACGUCGUGUUAAAUGAUGGAGCCCCAAAUGUGGGAGCGAACUGGCAACACGACGCCUUCUCCCAAGCUCACUUGACUCUCAUGGCUUUAAAGUUGGCCUGUGAGUUUUUGAACAAAGGUGGCACUUUUGUCACCAAGGUCUUCCGGUCUAAAGACUAUCAGCCCCUCCUCUGGAUCUUCCAGCAGUUCUUCAAGAAGGUGCAGUCCACUAAGCCACAGGCGUCGAGAAACGAGUCCGCUGAGAUCUUUGUCGUCUGUCAGGGAUUUCUAGCUCCAGACAAAAUAGACGGUAAGUUCUUUGACCCCAAACAUGCCUUCAAAGAGGUGGAGGUGCAAGCCAAAACUGUGAGGGAUCUGAUUACCGUCAAGAAACCAAAGGCAGAGGGAUACACAGAUGGGGAUUUGACGCUUUACCACAGUUUCACCGUGACAUCUUUCCUGAAAGCGGAAAAUCCGGUAGACUUUCUGGGAAAAGCUAGCGAGAUCAAAUUUGACAGUCCCGACCUGGAGUCCCACUCUUCCACCAGCAGCGAAAUAAAGGAAUGCUGUCGUGACAUCAAAGUGUUGGGCCGCAAAGAACUGCGCCUCCUGCUGAACUGGAGGGCCAAGCUGAGAAGAUACCUGGCAAAAAAACUGAAGGAGGAAGCCAAGCAGCUCGGCCAGGAGAUCAGUUUAAGUUCUGAUGAAGAGGACAAUUCUGAAGAUGAACCAGAAGAAAAGAAAGAGGACAAAGUGGAAGAAGGGGAAGACGAGGAUGAAGAGGAGAAGGAAAUGGAGAAAAAAUUAGCUGAACUCAAAGCCGAAGAAGUGGCCGAACUCAGACGGAAGAAGAGGAAGCUGUUGAAAGAGAGGAGGAAGCAGAGGGAGAGAGUGGCGCUGAAGAUGGACCUGCCGGGUGUGUCCAUCGCCAACACAGACGACACGUCUUUGUUCUCCUUGGCCGUCAUCAAAAAGAAAAAGGUGCUGUCUGACAUCACAAAGGGGGACAUGCAGGCGGCUGACAGUCUAGUAGGAGGAGAAGAUGACCUUCACCUCUCAGAUGAAGAGGAAGAUGACGCAGAUGAAAUGUCCCUAGCAUCUGAUUUAGAUGAAGAGGACUUGGAAGAGGUGGAACAGAGACAGAAAGAGCUUGACAGGAAAAAAACAAAGAAGAAAGUGAUGUUCACAGAGGAGGCAGAAGAUGAAGAACAGGAAGGGGGUUUGCUGGUGGAACUAGAAGAAAAGGAUGAGAAGAAGGAACGGGAGACCAACUUAUGGUUCAGCAAGGGUAUUUUUUCUGAAAUUGAUCUGGAAGGAGAUGCUGAAGGUGAGCUCAUGCAGACCGAGUGGCUUCACAACAAACCCAAAGCUAAAGGUAAAAAAAGGAAAGUUGAUCAGGUGGAAAAGGAGCUAGAGGAGGAGGAGAGGAAAGAGGAAGCUUCUGCUCCCGACGAGGAAAAGCCAGGACCUUCACGUGAAGCUGUACAAGACAGUGACAGUGACUCUGACGACAGCAGUGAUGAGGAGAAGGAGAUACACAGACUGAAGAAAGCCAAAGGUGCUGGUGGGAUGUCAGAAGAUCCGGAUGAAGAUGAUUUUCAGGUCGUCCCAGUGGAAAGUACCAGUAAGAAAGCUAGGAUUCUGAACGCAGAAGGCCUGGCUUUGGGUUGCCAGAUCGCCACUUCCAAGAAAAAAACAAGAGAUUUGGUGGAUAAUUCUUUCCACAGGUAUGCCCACUCUGAGGACACAUGGGAAGUACCGGAGUGGUUCCUGGAUGAUGAGCGUAAACACAGGCAGAGACCAGUGGAGGUCACCAAGGAGAUGGUGGAGGAGUACAAACAAAAAUGGAAGGAAAUCAACGCCCGGCCCAUCAAACGGGUUGCUGAAGCCAAGGCACGGAAGAAGAGGAGGAUGUUAAAAAAGACGGAGCAGGCCAAGAAGAAAGCAGAGGCUGUCGUCAACACUGUGGACAUCUCUGAACGCGAGAAGAUGGCUCAGCUGAAGAGUAUCUACAAGAAAGCUGGUUUGGGGAAGGAAAAAAGAGAAGUGACGUACGUCGUAACCAAAAAAGGAGCAGGGAAGAAAGUGAGAAGACCUCCUGGAGUCAAAGGAGUCUUUAAGGUGGUGGAUGGUCGCAUGAAGAAGGACAUGCGAGGAAUGCAGAGAAAGGAACAACACGCUAAAGGAGGCAAAGGAAAAGGAAGACAUUCCAAGGGCGGCAAAGGAGGAGUGAAGGGCGGUAAAGGGAGAAAAGGAAAAUGAACAGGAAGCCUUUCUGUUCAAACAUGACUCCUCUCAGCCUUCUUUCUAGAGAAUCUGCAUUGUGGGUUUCAGAUCUAAAAUUCUCCUCUGCCUUGAGCAAAAAUGAACUUUGACCUAUAUCUGUGUUUUCCAGAAUUUGGGUCAUUUUCUUCAGGUUUUGAGGCCUUAUUGUCUGCAUUUUUCUAAAGAUGGAUUUUGUUUUCCUUUAACUUCUAAUACGAAGUGCUUUCACUCAAAUUAUACACAAUGUUUUGCAAAAACUUUUACUUUGUAAAUAUUAAAUGCACAUAUUUGCAAUAAAUAAUUUACUGGAAUAAAUGUUAAAGCAA